UUAACAGCUGAUCUCUAUUAUAUAGAUUUUUUUUUUUUGUUUGUGUCCAGACUCCAAAGUGUGUGACAGUGUGUGAUCUAGAUAGUAGAUAAUAGCUAUUGCAAUUAUUAUUUAUAAUUUAUUGUUGAUCAUAAAAAUAACAUCAAUAUAUCACAAAUAGUAGAAACAAUCUAAUAAUAACAAUUGUUUUUUUUUUUUUUUUUUCUAUCAAACAAUUUAUUAUCAAGUAUCAAACAAUAAAUAAAAAAAUAGAUAAUAGUGAUGUGUCCAAUACAAUAAGAAGAUUAUAAAAUGCAAAUAAAUAUCAAGCGUGAAUCACAUGAAUGUUUUCAUUUUUAUAGAGUACAAUCACUUGAACUUUGAUCUACAAUGACUAAUAUUUGCAUAAUUUUUGUUAGCCUAUAGCUAUAAUAAAAUUGAGCUAUAAAAAAUUGUUGAUACUUGUGCCAAAUGGAUGUUAUAUACUCUUUAAAUUUUAAAACAAUAGUAUCAUUUUUAAAUGGAGGCUGUUGGUGGAAUACCUGUAGAAUGCUUGACUGCUGGAGAAUUAGCUGGAGUAUGGUCAGGUUGGUCAAGCAUGGGAGACAGAGAAGUUGUACGUGAAUCAUCAGCAAAAGGAACUCAUUUAAAAUUAGCUCAUAAAUUUUUAAUGUACAGAAAACACUGGACACUUCAAGAAACACAAAAUUUUUUUUAUUCUGAAGUUGAAAUAUGGAUAAAUGAAUUACUUAAAAAACGUACAAUUCAUAGAGCAUCACAUAUUAUUAAAAAUGUAGGCAAAGAACCAAUUGAAUAUAUAAAAAAUAUUUGUAUUAAAUGUACAGAUUCCUAGCUAAACAUGUAAUGGACAACAAAGGUUUUAAUGAUGAUGAAAUUGAAGCAUGGACAAUUAUUAAUUGUAUUAAUAAACAUGAUGAUUGUGUUGAUUCAUCAAAAAAUAUCAUAGAUAAAAAACCAAUUGAUAAUAUAUCAAUUAAUGAAAUGAUGAAUCUUCAGCCAAUUGUCAAAUCAUCACUUGUUACAGAAAUUUAUUUUCGUACAAAUGAAUCUUGUCUUGUUAAAAUGCUUGAUGCUAAUUCUGUUUGGGAUUAUCUUUUAACUGAAGACAAUAUUGAUUUAUUAAUAAAUUGGAUUGAUAAAAAAUACAAUGAAGUUGAUAUUGAUGAGAAAGAAAAUAUAUUUAAUCACCUGGAAAUUGAUGAAGAAAUGUUGGAUAAUAUUGAACAAUCUAGUGCUUCAUUUCCUACCAAAGAAUUAUUGCUCAAUCAUCUAUCAAAAUAUGGUGUAUUUACAAAAAAAGAACGUCAAGAUGUUAAAGCCAUGUUAGCUAGAUUUUUCAGUGCUGAAAUAACAUUUAAUAAAAUUAAUAAUAUUUUAACAAAUAAAUUGACAAAUGUUGAUAGAGAAUAUUUUGAAAAAAAUAUUCAUUCAAUAUUAUAUUAUCAAAAUAGAGAUAACAUUGAUGAUAAUUUGUAUUCUAAUGAUCAAGAUUUAUUGAAUAAUUUAAAUCAAAUUAGUGAGGCUGAAUCAUUUGAUAUGAAUUUAUUGAGUCGUUGUAUUUGUCAAACAAUUUGUAAAAUAACUGAUGAACAAGAUGUGUAUUUUGAAACUCAUCCAUUAAUAACAUUUUAUCUUAUUUUAUUAAAAUAUAAAUCACAAGAAUCUGAAGAUAAUAAAAUUAGCCUUUAUGAUAUGAUAAAUAAUGAUAAUGGUAUUGUGAUAGAUAAUGUAUUAUUAUCUCGUAAUAUUAUUAUAAAAAUAAUAGAUAAAAUAGUUUAUGUUAAAGAUGCAAUUAAAGAUGAUAAUAAAAAAAAUGAUAUAACAAUUUAUCAAUUAUUAAAUGGCUAUAAAAAUAUUGAUACACAAAAAUUAUUUAAAUGGAGAAUUAAAAAUGAAACAAUACCAAAUUUUGCAAAUGAUAAUUUAAUUAAAAAAUAUGGACGAAAUGAAAAAUUAACAUAUAAAUAUUAUUUAAAAGAAUCACGACCAAGUAUGGCUGCGUAUAUUGUACAAAAACAAAUUAAUUUAUCAUCAAAAAUUAAAUCACAAUUUGCAUUUCAAGCACAUAUAUUUGGUCUUGAUCAUGUCAAUGAGCCAGAUAUUAUCAGUACAUGUAUUGCGUUUAUCGAAUUUUUAGGAAUUGAUUCUGAAUAUUUGAGACUUCAUACAACUGUUGCAAAUUAUAUUAAAAAAAUAUUAAAUAUUUCAAUAAAUGACCUUCUCAAAUCAAUAACAUAUCAGAAUUCAAAAGAUUUGAUAACUGUUUUGACGUAUUUAGAAGAAAGUUUUGAAAUUGAAUAUAAAACAACAUCAAUGAAUAAUAUUGAAAAAUUUAUUUUAUCAUUACAUUCAUGGAGUUUAAUUGUACAAUUUUCAAGAGCACAUAAUACUGAAUUAUCAUCUUGGUUUUUAAAACAACUUGCUAUUAAUAAUUAUUGGUUUGAAUUUAUUCUUGUUGUACAUAUUUUUCAUUAUCCAUUAGAACAGAUACUUGAAAAUACAGUAAAUUUUAAUGAUCCCAAUAUACGUGAACAUUUAUUAAAAUGUUUAAAUAAUUAUCAUCUAGUUGAACAUAAACCAGUAUAUAAUUUACAACGUACUAAACAACGUGAAGGAAAAAAUUAUAUUUAUCAAAAAAUGAGCUCAAAAGAAUCACCAAGUCCAACAAUAAAUCAAGAAAUGAAACAAUUACAUGGCCUAUUACAAAAUGAUUUAUCAUGUUUAUUAAAUCAAAGAAAUUCAUCUGUCAAACAAGAUUUAUGGUUGGUUAUUUUAGAGAGCCAUCAGAGUCAAGAUCCACCAGGUGCAUUGAUAAAAGCAUCAUGUGAAUUAAAAUCACCAGUUCUUGUUGUACUUGCUGCUUGUUAUGAGCCAUCAUCAAUUGCAGUUUAUUGUUAUUCAUGGCUUGUAAUAUCAGUUGAUGAUGAUGAAUUUAUAUCAAGCUAUGCUGAUUGUUUGACUGAUCAAAUAUGGUCAGCUCGUAAAAUAUCUGAAUUAUUUAAAUCAAUGGUUUCAUUGGGAUAUCUUGAUACUCUUAAUCGUGGUCUUGAAAUUUUUUUACCAGAUAAUCCAUUAUGUUCAUUUACAAAAUUUAUCAAUGAAUGCAUUAAAAAUGGACAAUUUAAAAGUAAUAAAAAAUAUUUAUGUGAGUUUUUAAAUAUUUGUUCAAAUUUAAAAAGUAAUAAAAUGAUCGAUUGGGAUGAUGUAGAUACAACUUAUCUUACAAAUGAAUUUUGGAUUGGUACUGUUGCUAUUGAAUUAGUUUUAAUUUGUCUUGGAACAUGUUUCAAUAGUAUUCAUUUACAAAAAAAAUUUUUAAAUAUACUUGUUGAUGAUAAUUUUAAUGAUGAAUUAAAUAUAAAUGAGCCAGAUUUUUGUUCUUUAUUACAAAUAAUAACAAGUUUAUCAAAAACAACAACAAAAAUUAAUUUUAUAAAAAUUAAAUUAACAGAAAAUGGCACAAAUGUUAAUGAAGAAAUUGAAAGAUGUAUUGAAGAACUUGUUGUUAAAGAAAAUUUUAGUAAUGCAUUAGAAUUAUCUAAAAUAGCAAAUCUUCCAUGCUCAAAAAUAAUAUUAAAUCAAUAUCGUAGUGAAUUUAAAAAAAAUAUUAAUGACAAACAAUUUAAAUUAAAUGAUAAUUUUUGGAAAAAAUGUGCAGAUGAUAUUAAAAAAUACGAUGUUGGUUUUGAUGAUACUGCAAAAUUUUUUAUUGAACAUGCUGAAUUAGUUGAAUCAUACAAAGAAAGAUAUGAAAUACUUGAAUUGGCAUUAAAAACAUUAAAGACACUUUCAACUGAUCAACAAACAAUUGACAUGGUUGAAAUGAUUAUGUGGAAAUCUUGUAUACUUGCUGGUCCAGAAUCAAUUGUCAUACAAAAUGAUAAUCAACAAUUUAAUAAAUUAAAAUGUGAAUUAUUAUCAGGUAUAAGUAAUUUACGUGUUAGUUGUUCAUUGAAUGAUAAAAUUGAAGAACAAUCUGUUGAAAAACUUAUAAAUAAAUUUAUUGAUAUUGAAGAUUUAAAAACAGCACUAAGAAUAAGUGCUAUAUUUAAUUAUAAACACAAAGAUUUACUUAAAUUAAUGCUGUGUUUGAGUUUAGCUGAAGGAGAAAUUUCACCUUAUCAAAUGAAUGUACAACAAAAAGCUUUACUUGCUGAGUCUGAUGAUAUUAAACAACAAAAAUAUCCAACAUUAAAAAAUCGAGGAUUACAAAAAAGACUAUCAACAUCAUCAUUAAAUAUUUCAUCAGAUUCAAUUGAUACAUCAAGCUCAAGUAGUCCUUUGAUGCAACAAAAAUAUAUUGAUUGUACAUUGGUUCUUGAAAAGCUAAUUAAAAGUCUUCAACAUGGUAUAAAUGUGGGAAAUAAAAUAUUAUUAUUGCACAAAUUAUCUGGUAGUUUAAAAAGAAGUUAUAAAAUUUUAUUGUUAUCAACAGAUCCAAUGAUAAUGCUAUAUGAAAUAACAGCAAUAAAUUGUGAUAAAAAAUUUGAAUUAAUAAAUGAUGUUAUUGCUGCAUAUAAAAUUAAAAAUACUGAAGUUACAAAAUUUCUUGCUGGUGAAAUUAAUUUACAUAUUACACGUCAAAUUGAAGAUGGACAAGAAGAUUUAAUGCUCAUGUGGGGUUAUCCAAUUGAUGGAUGCUUAAAACGAAUUGCUGAUUUAUGCAGUGAUAUAUCUUUACUUGGAUGGGAAUUAAUUAAAAAUGCAAGCUCAAGACUUGGUCAUUCACAUGGAACAAAACUUGAUAUAUCUGCUUUAAAAAUAAUUGUUGAACUUCUUGUGACAUCUCAUAAUUAUUUUACAGCAUCAUGUAGCAUGGAAGGUAUUGCAUCUGUUCUAAAAAAAUGUCAACAACUGGCAAAUACAUUACAACGUUUAAAACUUUGGAGUUUACUUGUUAGACUUGUUACUGGUGUUGGUAGAUUUACUGAAAUGAAUUAUGUAUUUCAAAUAAUUAAAGAAAAUGAUCAAUUUGAAUUUUUACUUGGUCAAGGAAUGGAUAAAAUAAGUGGAUUAAAAAUUGCACUUUUAGAAUUUUGUAAAAAACAAUGUCCAAAUGAUAAAGAACUAUUUACACUUGUUGCAUUACAUUUUCGUCUUUAUAAUGAAAUUGCAAUAAUGUGGGAAACAGCAGCAAAAAUUAUUAUUCGUGAAUUAAUAAAAGAUACGAGAAAAAAUACUCAAAAAUCACCAACAUUAUCACAAAGUACAAUAAAAUUUAUUAAAAAUGAUGAUACAGAAAAAAAAUUACAGCUUGCAAUUGCAAAUUUUACACAUGCAACUGAAUAUUAUCUACAAGAUAAUAAAUUAAAUUUGGCAAAUAAAUGUUCACAUCAAGCUCAAUUAGUUGCAUUACAAAUAUCACUGUUAAAUGGUACUGCACCAAAUCAACAAGUGCCAUGUCUACUUAAUUUAAGUGUUGAUGAAGUCAACAGAGCACUGUGUCAAAUUUUAAAUUUUUCACAAUCAUUAAUUAUCAUUCAAGCUUAUAAUCACAGUGCUGAUUGGUCAAGUAGUAUUUAUCAUCAAUUUAUUAUCAAUGGAAAAACAAAAUACCUUAAAGAUUUUUUAAUUUCUAAAAAACUUACAACUGCAAUUGUACAAGAUUGCACUUAUCGAUAUAGAACUGAAAAAAAUAUAUCCAAACAAAUGACAACAAAUAUGAAAAAUUUAAUUAAUGAAUUAAAUGAUGUCGAGUGUAAAUAUGUAUUAGCAAGUCAAUUGGGUUUUAAAGAUAUUAUUGAGGUCAUAUUGUCAAAUCCAACAACUGGCUCAUAUUUAAAAGACACUGUAUGGAAGCAAGGCUUUAAAUCUCAGGAAUUUAUUGGUGAAACAUUUCGUGGCUGAAAUAUUAUUAUUGUUUUAUAUUUUAUUUUAUAUAUCGCGAAAAAAUAUAUAGUUAUUGAAUAUCUAUUAAUAUUAUAAAAUUACAAGAAUAUUUAAUUAUUGAAUAAUUAUUAUUUCAAGUCAAAAUAAGCUUUAUUUUAUUUAUUUGUAAACAAAAAAUUAUUAAAGUCAGCAAAUUAACUUAUUUAUAUUAAAACAUUAUUUUAUGUACAACCAUUAAAAAUUUUUUUUAAGUACAAAAAAAAAAAUAAUAAUAUCAACAAGAUGAAAAUGAUUAAAAACUCGAUAAUUAUAUUGUAUAUAAAAAUAUAUAUCGGUUAGUUAAUUUGACAAUUACAUUAACAUUUAAAAAUAUAGAUAUUUAUCUCGAAAAAAAAAUCUGUAAAAACUCAACAAAAACAAUAAUGUUUGUUAGUUAAAUUAAAAAUAAAAUAAUAUCGUAUAUAUUUUUUAAAAUGUAUAUAAAUAUAGUUGUUUAAAUUCAAUAUAAUAAUUUUUUAUAAAUUGGUACAUGAAAAUAAAAAUGUGAAGAAGCUCGAUUAAAUAAAA
Molecule: messenger RNA, 6396 nt
Organism: Aphidius gifuensis
Lineage: Eukaryota; Metazoa; Arthropoda; Insecta; Hymenoptera; Braconidae
Gene: SPG11
Product: spatacsin
Exons: 5
Coding region: 817-5847 (1676 amino acids)
Biological process (GO): synaptic vesicle transport; axon extension; chemical synaptic transmission
Cellular component (GO): cytoplasm; synapse; axon
Source: RefSeq, a predicted model, not a curated record